Molecule: messenger RNA, 1461 nt
Organism: Cotesia congregata
Lineage: Eukaryota; Metazoa; Arthropoda; Insecta; Hymenoptera; Braconidae
Source: the annotation of a GenBank genome assembly
AUGACAAUGCUUCAGUCGCAAAAACUGUACAGCGAGGCCGGGGGCCUCGGAAACGCCAUGACAAGCGCUACCAUGUCAAGCAUGGGGAGCAUGGCGCCAACGUACAGUUCUAUAAACUCAAUGGGUUGCGUGUCUAUGGGCAUGACCAUGGGAGUGGGCCCUAGCUGCAGUCCCCAGGGCGCCAGCGGGUUCAACAUGAGCACGAUGAGUCCCAUGGGAAUGGCCUCAAUGGGCGGCGGCGGAAUGGGAGGCUACGGAAGCGCCGCAAUGGGCGGCGGAGGCGCCUGUAUGACUCCCGUCGGCUACGUCGGCGGAACUCCGUCUUCCCGAGACCCGCUCUCGCUCGCCGAGCCAGACUCUCCGAACUCCGCGCUCCAACGGGCGAGAAAUGACAAGUCCUACCGGAGGAAUUACACCCACGCGAAGCCGCCGUACUCCUACAUCAGCCUCAUCACCAUGGCGAUACAAAAUGCACCCUCAAAGAUGCUUACUCUCGCAGAAAUCUAUCAGUUUAUCAUGGACCUCUUUCCGUUCUACAGAACGAACCAGCAGCGCUGGCAAAAUUCUAUUAGGCAUUCGCUGAGCUUCAAUGAUUGCUUUGUAAAGGUUGCUAGAACUCCCGACAAGCCUGGCAAGGGUUCCUUCUGGACCCUGCACCCAGAGAGCGGAAAUAUGUUUGAGAAUGGCUGCUACUUGCGUCGGCAGAAGCGGUUCAAGGAUGAGAAGAAGGAGCAAGCUCGCCAGACCACCAAACACCCAGGACAUCCUCAUCAUUCUUCAGGUGGACACACUAGUCCCUCUUCUCAUGAACUUGGAGGACAUCCAGGUAAAAAAUCAUCAUCUCUGCAUCACACAGUGACUCACCAACCUGAUGAUAAGGAUCUCCAUUCUUUGGUGUCUUCGCACCAUCACCACGCGACGGGACUCCACCAACACCACGGCGGAGGAAUUAAAAGCGACGCUAAUGACAUUGGUGGCUUGCUAGGUCCAGACUUAGGCGCUACUCAUGAUGAAUUAGCAGCCAUGGUCGGUCGUAGCCUUCAUCCUCAUCUUCUGAGCGACCCUUCGGCUCUCCACCACGGAAUGGCCAGUAGCUUAAAGCAGGAGCCGCCUUAUACUGCUGCGAACCACCCGUUCAGCAUCACCAGGUUGCUUCCUCCUUCGGAACCCGCGACAACCUCGCCUGGGGCUCAGGAUAGAAAGCACCCGGACUUGAAGAUGUACGAGCAGCUUCACCAGAGCUACGCGAAUUACGGCUCGCCGCAUCAUCAUCCCCAUUCUGGCCCUCCGACUCAUCAUCACCACAAUGGUAUGCAUGGUGGCAACUCUGUUGCUACCAUGCACAAUAUGUCCAAUCAUCAUCAGGAUUAUUAUCAGCCUCCGUUGUAUCAUCAUGCGAGCAGUGUUUCUAGCAGCAGUGUACCUCCUAGUGUCUCUUCUUCAGCCGCCGGUGGGUUGUGA